UCUCCAGAGAGGUAAAAACAGAGACUGUCCUCAGUGUCGGGCCCCAUUACACCAGGAUUACAAACCAAAUAAAAAUGUCACCAUCAGUGAUAUUCUGGAUUUAAAUGGAGCUGGAGGCCGGGAAAUGUGGGAUCAGAUUUUGCCGGAGCAGAAGUUCAGUAAGGAUAGAAUGGUUCAUGUUCAGGACAAUUUGAAGAGAAGGUUGGACUUUUUUAAGCAGGAGAUCAAAAAGAUUGAAGCGGAACUAAACUUUGAUAAUCAGGACAGGACUGAUGAGAGUUCAUCUUCAUCAUUAUUAUCACCAUCAUUAUUACCUUUAUCAUCAUCAUCGUCUUCACCUUCUUUAUCAUCACCACCAUCAUCAUCAUCAUCAUCAUCACCAUCAUUACCUUUAUUUUCUUCAUUACCACUAUCAUCACCAUCAUCAUCACCAUCAUCAUCACCAUCAUCAUUACCAUCACUGUCCUCAGCAGCAGAGGUUUCCAGUUCCUCACUGGAUAACAGCACUCAAAACACUGUCGAUUGGGAACCAAAUCCAGCUCUCAGUAAUGAGUUUGUCAUGCUGUCCUUUUCACCCGAAUUGGGUCACCAACGUUUGGUCUUUUACUCCGAAAGACAGAGAAUAGAAGUGACGUCAUCUCGAUAUCGGAUGACACGACUCUGCCGGUUUGAUGUCUGUCAGUGUAUGGCAGAUCAGGAGUUCUCCACAGGAAAGCACUACUGGAAUGUAGAUACAAGCAGGUGCAGCGGGUGGGCCAUCGGAGUGGCGCAUGCCCACCUAAAAAAGGAUGAGCAACUUGGAAGAAGCAAAGAAUCCUGGUGUAUUGAGUGGAGCAGUGGGAAAUUUAGUGCCUGGCAUGACAGCACAGAGACCCUGCUGGAACACAGACACCCGAAUAGAGUCAGGGUUCUGUUGGAUAUGGACAACAGGGAUCUUUCCUUUUGGGGUCUAACAGAGGAAGAAGUCGAGCUGUACAGCAUCAAAGUGAAGUUCAAAGCUCCAGUUCGCCCAAUGUUCUGGUUGUUUGGCAUGAAGAUAGGAAAUGCCUUGUCCUUCCCAACCCCCUGAGUCUAAUUUCUCAGAAUGAAAGCAUUUAGAUCAUCAGUAGAAUGCUGGGUUAGAUCCCUAAACAGCUGAACUCUUUCUGCAGCUGUGAUUAAACAAUUGGAACAUGCACGUUAUAUAUAUUGCUAGAAGUUUGUGGACACCUGACCAUAGAUACUUAUAGAAGGUCCUCCUCACCUUCCCCUUUGCAGCAAUAAUAGCCUCUGUUUCUCUGGGACAGCUUUCCACUAGAUUUUGCAGUGUGUCUGAGGUUAUUUCUGCAUAUUCAGUUAAAAGAGCAUUUGUGGUCAGGCAUAGUUUUACAGGAAGGUCUGGUUAGUAGUCAUUUUUCCAAUUCUUCCCAAAGAGCUGUAAAUGAAGUUGAGGUCAGGACUCUAUGCAGACCACUGCAGUGUCUCCACAUCAAAAUUGUCAAACAUAGUGGCACAGGCAUGGUUCACUUCCCUAGAUUGUUGAUUCUGAUCCAUAUUUCAGAGCCCUGAUCACUGAGCUACUGCUGCCCAAUAUGUAUUAGUUUAGUAUUAGUUCCCGGGGUGGAAGAGGACCAAGUGGUUACUGAAUACGAUUGAAUGCAAGAAUGAACAUAUGAAUGUUAACACGUUACAUAUCUGUGCUUAACACUUUCUAAACAUUUUAAAUGAAUGGCAGGGCUGAGGAUGCACAAAUCUCAUCUAUUUACUGAUAUCACAGCUUUUGGUUUCCCUAUAUAAUAAUUAUUUGGAGUACACAAGCAAUUUUAUGCUCUGUUUCUGUAUUUUUUACAUUCAUGUAGAAUUUUAAUACU
Messenger RNA from Trichomycterus rosablanca, 1850 nucleotides. Its product is annotated as E3 ubiquitin-protein ligase RNF135. The record is from RefSeq and is a predicted model, not a curated record. Gene Ontology annotation, molecular function: protein binding. The transcript has 4 exons. NCBI's taxonomy places the organism in Eukaryota, Metazoa, Chordata, Actinopteri, Siluriformes, Trichomycteridae. Bases 125 to 1069 code for a protein of 314 amino acids.